GGCGGGCGAAGCGGUGAGCGCUGCGGUAGUUUGUCCCCAGCAGCGACCCCUUCUCCCAGGCAGGUUGCGGCUGCAGCGGCCGCCUUGGCGGUGGCGGCAGCGGUGGCGGCGGGAGCCGAGCACUAGGAGAGGCCGGGGCCGGCCCUGCGGCCUGGAGGCCGCGAGAGGUGGAGGCCGGGCCGCCCUCCCGCGCCGCGGGAGCGGAGGGGAAGAGGCGGCCGCGAGAGAGCUCGGCCCGGCCGCCGGGAAGGUGGGGGACGCUCCGGGCACCUCCCGUCCUCCGGCCGCCGCCGCCCUGCUGGCCCUGCCGCAGCCGCCGCCCCCGCCGCCGCCCCCGCCGCCGCCGCCGCCGCCGCCUCCGCCGCCUCCUCGGGCUCCCUCCGCGGGCUCGACGGCCCCGGCCGGGGACGGCGGGCGGCGUGCGCGCCCGGAGCCUCCGGAGAUGGCGGGAGGGCACUGUGGCAGCUUCGCCGCGGCGGCGGCUGGCAGUGGCGAGAUCGUGCAGCUGAACGUCGGGGGGACCAGAUUUAGUACCUCAAGACAAACCCUUAUGUGGAUUCCAGAUUCUUUUUUUUCCAGUUUGCUGAGUGGACGAAUUUCAACACUGCGAGAUGAAACUGGUGCUAUAUUUAUUGAUCGAGAUCCAGCAGCAUUUGCACCCAUUUUAAAUUUUCUUCGGACAAAAGAACUAGAUUUAAGGGGAGUAAGUAUUAAUGUUCUCAGGCAUGAAGCAGAAUUUUAUGGAAUCACUCCAUUAGUAAGAAGGCUUCUCCUCUGCGAAGAACUGGAACGCUCAUCUUGCGGCAGUGUCCUUUUUCAUGGUUACUUGCCUCCACCAGGUAUUCCUAGUCGUAAAAUAAACAACACAACUAGAUCCUCUGCUGGUUCUAGGAAUGGAUUAAAUUCCACAGAAAGUGAAGCUCGGGGAAAUGGUACCCAGCCUGCUCUCUCUGGAACUGGAGAAGAGACUGUUAGGCUAGGGUUUCCUGUGGAUCCACGAAAGGUGCUAAUUGUGGCUGGCCAUCACAACUGGAUUGUAGCUGCAUAUGCUCAUUUCGCUGUGUGUUACAGAAUCAAAGAGUCUUCAGGAUGGCAACAAGUGUUUACCAGUCCAUAUUUGGAUUGGACUAUUGAACGAGUAGCUUUAAAUGCAAAAGUGGUUGGAGGUCCACAUGGCGACAAAGACAAAAUGGUUGCUGUUGCUUCAGAGAGUAGCAUCAUCUUAUGGAGUGUCCAAGAUGGAGGGAGCGGAAGUGAAAUUGGAGUGUUCAGCCUUGGUGUUCCUGUAGAUGCUCUCUUCUUUAUCGGUAACCAGUUGGUGGCUACGAGUCAUACAGGGAAAGUGGGAGUAUGGAAUGCCGUCACUCAGCACUGGCAGGUUCAAGAUGUUGUCCCUAUAACCAGUUACGACACUGCUGGCUCAUUCCUUCUGUUGGGAUGUAACAAUGGAUCAAUAUAUUACAUCGAUAUGCAGAAAUUUCCUUUGAGAAUGAAAGAUAAUGAUCUUCUUGUAACCGAGCUUUAUCACGAUCCUUCAAAUGAUGCCAUUACUGCGCUGAGUGUUUACCUCACACCCAAAACAAGUGUGUCUGGUAACUGGAUUGAGAUUGCUUACGGUACGAGCUCCGGAGCUGUGCGAGUGAUUGUUCAGCACCCAGAGACGGUGGGCUCGGGCCCUCAGCUUUUUCAGACUUUCACAGUUCAUCGAAGUCCUGUUACAAAAAUCAUGCUAUCUGAGAAGCAUCUUGUAUCAGUGUGUGCAGAUAAUAAUCAUGUCCGGACAUGGACAGUAACACGAUUCAGAGGAAUGAUCUCUACUCAGCCAGGUUCUACUCCUUUAGCAUCAUUCAAGAUACUGUCUCUGGAGGAGACAGAAAGUCAUGGAAGCUAUUCCUCUGGAAACGACAUAGGGCCUUUUGGAGAACGAGAUGAUCAACAGGUGUUUAUCCAGAAAGUUGUUCCCAUCACCAACAAACUGUUUGUAAGACUCUCAUCUACUGGGAAAAGAAUCUGUGAGAUCCAGGCUGUUGACUGUACAACAAUAUCCUCAUUUACAGUGAGAGAAUGUGAGGGAUCCAGUAGGAUGGGCUCAAGGCCAAGGCGCUACCUAUUCACAGGCCAUACAAAUGGCAGCAUUCAGAUGUGGGAUCUGACCACGGCGAUGGAUAUGGUUAGCAAAAGUGAAGAGAAGGAUGUAGGUGGUCCGACUGAAGAAGAGCUACUCAAAUUACUGGAUCAGUGUGACCUGAGCACAUCUCGCUGUGCUACUCCUAACAUUAGUCCAGCAACUUCUGUGGUUCAGCACAGCCGUCUCCGUGAAUCAAAUUCUAGCCUUCAGCUCCAGCACCAUGAGACUGUCCACGAAGCAGCUACUUAUGGUUCCAUGAGGCCUUACAGAGAGAGUCCUUUGUUAGCAAGAGCAAGGAGGACUGAGAGCUUUCACAGUUAUAGGGACUUCCAGACUGUUAAUUUGAACAGAAAUGUAGAACGAGCCGUCCCUGAAAAUGGUAACUUGGGUCCAAUACAAGCCGAAGUAAAGCGGGCAACGGGGGAAUGUAGUGUAUCGGAGAGAAAGUCUCCUGGAACAGAAGUAAAAAGUUUGAGAGAAUCAGAUAGUGGAUUGGAAGUGCAUAAAGUAGCUGAAGGUCUGGAAUCUAAGAAAAGGUCAUCAGAAGAAGAAAAUGAAAAUAAAAUGGAGUUAAGGAAGAAAGGGGGAUUUGAAGGAGGAGGAUUCCUUGGAAGAAAGAAAGUUCCGUAUCUGGCAUCAUCACCAAGUACUUCCGAUGGAGGAACUGACUCACCUGGUACUGCGUCCCCGUCUCCUACAAAGACCACUCCGUCUCCUCGGCACAAAAAGAGUGAUUCCUCAGGUCAAGAGUACAGCUUGUGAGAACUCACCAAAAUGAAUGGUAGUUUUGUUAAUUUAGACAGAAGUUGAAUACUUUACUGGAUUUCAGUACAUUAGCUUUUACACCAAAACUUUGCAAAUUAAAACUGGAGUUCAUUCAAUAUCUUUUUAAACAGAAUUACCUGGAGUAAGGAGAGAAAAUAAUUAUAUCUCUUUUGACCUUUUGGAAAGUUUUUUUAGUUUUACAAGUACAUUUAACAGAUUGUUUGUAAAAAAAAAAAAACAAAAAAAAAAACAAGAGUCCAUGUCAAUAUUUCGUUACUCUCCAGAUUUUGGAAGCCAAGUACUGAGUCUUAGUAAGAUAGUGCCCACAAUAGGUGAGCAUCCUUUGAGGGCACGGGGACCAACAGUGCGUUCCUAACCUUGAUAAUGCUUGAGAUUUGUCUUGCAAUGUUAUGUUAAGCGAAUCACCUUAAUUCUCUUUGGAAUUUAGUCUCCCAACACUUAUUGUGAUUGCCAGGUGUUUACCAGAUAUUUAAUGAGGUGCUAUGUUUGUGAAAAAAUAUCAUCUAAUUCAAAAAACACUAUUGAUGUUGAACACCAGAUAACACUAUAGUAGUCAGUCCCUUAGGGUAUUUUUUUUUUAAUUGUGGGUCAUUAUCUGAUUCUCGUUUUUGGAGUUCUUAAGUUUUACCAAGCAUCAUCCAUGUUAAAUACCCAACAUCCAUUUAAACUUCCUUUAAAGUUGGAGCAGUUGUCUGUGUUUGAACAGGUGAAGUAAAAAUAAUAAUCCAGGAUCGAGCUUUUGAGUGCCCAGAAGGGAAGCUGUACUAGUUGUUAGCCUGCCUUGUUUUAUUUAGGAUAUACCAUAUUUUUCCCCCACUGUUAAUAACAAAGAUAAUCAAGUUAGAAUGUGGCCAUUUUGUUAAGCUUAUGAAAUCGCAGUUCUCAAUUUUUGGUUAAAGGUUUUGGCUGCUGUAAAAGUAUUAUUUUAAAAUAUACUUUGAAUUGUAAGAACAAAAGACAAAUUUUUGUACUUUUUUCUUUUAAUUGGCAUCGUUUUCAAGUUUCUGCGUAUAGGGUAAUUGUAAAUUUAAAGCAUUAAGCAUUUAUUGAUGAAUAAUGUAUAUAUUCCCAUUCCAAGAAAUACAAGUGAGUGAAGCUGAAAUAAAUUCUUUAAAGUUUAUUGCUCGUGAUUUCACAACAGUUCUCUUGUAUUUAUUUAUCAAUUAAGUCUAAUAAAAACGAUUAAAUAAGA
Messenger RNA from Prionailurus viverrinus (fishing cat), 4106 nucleotides. RefSeq names its product potassium channel tetramerization domain containing 3 (gene KCTD3). NCBI's taxonomy places the organism in Eukaryota, Metazoa, Chordata, Mammalia, Carnivora, Felidae. The transcript has 18 exons. Gene Ontology annotation, biological process: protein homooligomerization. Gene Ontology annotation, molecular function: protein binding. The record is from RefSeq and is a predicted model, not a curated record. The coding region runs from base 443 to 2890 and encodes 815 amino acids.